UAAAAUGCAACUACUGACAACCAGAGAUUUUAGUGAUUAAGCACACAGAUAAGAAAACAGUGGUUCCCAGAAGAAAGUUAAAAAUAUGCUUUUGUGGCUCUUAACUACCGCCUGCGCGCUAGCAGUAUAUUAUAUAAAAUGGACUUACACUUAUUGGCAGCGCAAGGGCUUUCCUUACCACGAGCCGAAGAUACCCUUUGGUGUGCUCGAUGCUGUACGUAGUCGUGAAGCUUCGUUGGGCACUGCCAUCCACGAUGUUUAUCGCAGUACCAAGGAUAAAGUGGUGGGCAUCUACCUGAUUACAAGACCCGCGUUGUUGGUGCGCGAUGCGCAAUUGGCGCGAGACAUAUUGUCAAAGGACUUUGAAAGCUUUCACGAUCGUGGCAUACAUGUCGAUGAUGAAAAGGAUCCACAAUCGAGGGGAGGCAUUUUCUUUCUCAAAGGGCUGGAUUGGCGGAGUUUGCGCAUUAAACUUGCACCAUCAUUUACGUCGGGAAAAUUGAAAGGCAUGUUUGACACGAUCGAGGAAGUGGGUGACAAAAUGGUGGACUAUGUGAGUACGCAACUGUCCGACGAAGGAGUUAAAGAAUUUGAAAUGAAGCAUGUGUUGGGCACCUAUGCUAUAGACAUCAUUGCAUCGGUCAUUUUCGGACUGGAUGUGAAUAGCUUUAUUGAGCCAGAUAAUGAAGUGCUAAAAGUGAGUCGAAAAGUUAACGAACCCACGUUCGGCAGCGUGGUACGUGGUACUUGUCAGUUUCUAUAUCCCAGCUUGGAAAAGCUCUUCAUACGUUUGGGUUGGCGCGAAGAGGCGCCUAAUUUGAUGAGGGAAAUCGUCAAACGUACCAUAGAAAUGCGCGAGAAACAGAAUAUUUCACGCAAGGAUAUGCUACAACUGCUCAUGCAACUGCGUAACAAAGGACAAAUUAGCGCCGAUGACAAUGAUUGGUCGGCAAAGGCGACUGACAAGGUGGUGUCGAAACCCAUGUCCAUUGAAAUAAUUGCCACCAAUUUAUUUCUCUUCUAUGUGGCCGGUUAUGAGACGACUGCCUCCAUCGCUUCCUUUACGGCCUUUGAAUUGGCGCAAUCACCGAUUGCAUUGACGAAAGCGCAGCACGAUGUAAGAGCGGCGCUCGGUAAACACGAUAACAAAUUCACAUAUGCGGCGGUGCAAGAUAUGAAAUAUCUGGAUCUCUGCAUAAUGGAGACCACACGUAAAUACCCCGGUCUACCGAUACUCAAUCGUCAAUGCACACGCGAUUAUCCGCUGCCAAAUAGUGAUUUGGUGAUUAAGUGUGGUACACCCAUUAUUAUUUCGCUACUAGGUCUACAUCGUGAUGAAAAAUAUUUCCCAGAUCCAAUGCUUUGGGAACCCGAACGUUUUUUGUACAGUAAAUAUGAGCCCGCCGCUUAUAUACCAUUCGGCGCUGGUCCUAGACACUGCAUCGCUCAACGUUUGGGCCGCAUAAUCGUAAAAGUCGCUUUAGCGAAAUUAUUGCUCAAUUUUAAUAUCGAGCUAAAUGCCGAACGUAAAGAAAUCGAAAUCGCUAACUUUGGUGUACCGAUUAUGGCCAAAGGUGGCAUAAAUGUACGAUUAUCGAAGCGCAAAACGAUGCAAUGCGCAUAAAUCGGAGCUGGUCGGGGGAUCAUCAGUAUUAUUUACUUAUUACAAAUGAUUGCACAAAUGUACAGAAAUACAUAUAUAACUACAAACGAUUCAAAAAAUCUGAAUAAAUAAUAAAAGAGCGAGAAUGUCGGAUUAAUCUUUGUAUUCGUCGUAAUCUACAAACCAUAUAUAAUAAAAUAUAAUUCAAUUGUAUAACAAA
Zeugodacus cucurbitae (melon fly) is the source of this 1823-nucleotide messenger RNA. RefSeq names its product probable cytochrome P450 6d5. The record is from RefSeq and is a predicted model, not a curated record. The transcript has 6 exons. Lineage: Eukaryota; Metazoa; Arthropoda; Insecta; Diptera; Tephritidae. Bases 86 to 1624 code for a protein of 512 amino acids. Gene Ontology annotation, molecular function: oxidoreductase activity, acting on paired donors, with incorporation or reduction of molecular oxygen; iron ion binding; heme binding.